Messenger RNA from Pollicipes pollicipes, 1964 nucleotides. Its product is annotated as galactoside alpha-(1,2)-fucosyltransferase 1. Bases 538 to 1341 code for a protein of 267 amino acids. Gene Ontology annotation, biological process: carbohydrate metabolic process. The transcript is spliced from 9 exons. Lineage: Eukaryota; Metazoa; Arthropoda; Thecostraca; Pollicipedomorpha; Pollicipedidae. Gene Ontology annotation, cellular component: membrane. The record is from RefSeq and is a predicted model, not a curated record. Gene Ontology annotation, molecular function: galactoside 2-alpha-L-fucosyltransferase activity.
GCGGCCGUGCGCGGAAGCGUCCAGCGGCCGCUGUGCGCGACGGUGCUUGGUGGCGGCCGUGCUCCAAUGGUGCCCGAUGGCGGGGCGCUCCGCACCCGCAGUGGUCCUGCCUUCUGUGCCAGCUGAUAAGCGGACAGAGUUGGCAUGGCGCCAUGCGCGCAAGCGCAGUGACAUGACCGUCCGGCGACAACACUCCGUCAAAGGCUGGUGGAUGAGGAUGGGGUCUCGACAGUGGCUGACGCUGCUGUUCACUGCUGUCGCCGGCACGCUGCUGGUGCUCCUUCAGCUGUCCUUACGGACGCCGCUGCAGGACGUGGGGACGCUGUUCACGCCACCAUCUCAGAUGGGAGCGCCGUUAAGGCCGUACCAGUGAGGAACACCUGGCGUCGCUUUGUCGGGGAUUUGGUCGGCCUGCUCGCCGUCCCGUGCUCCACUGGGGAAACCUCACCGAUCCCGGACGGGUGGCGCGCUAAGUGGAACGGCUGUCCGACGUCGGCUGUGAUCUCUGCCGACACACGAGGGCGCCUGGGGAACACCAUGGGCGAAUACGCUUCCAUCUUUGCGCUUGCUCUUAGGUACAACAUGACGGCAGUGGCCACGCCGUCUUUGCUACGCUUCAUGCGUCACAUGUUCCCCGACACGACACUGCCUGUGGUGAGUGACGCGUGCGCUGAGCGGCACACCGCGACCAUGGUGGACGCGUUCGAGCAGCUUAGCGACGAGGAGCGGCGCGCGCACAGCUGGCGGAUCGACUACUACCCGCACCGGGUGCGGCUGUUCUGGAGCUACCGGCGCCAGCUGUGCGACGAGUUCACCGUGAGGCCAGAGCUUUCACGGCAUGCACAGAUCAAGCUGCUGGAGGUGAGCCAAGGCCGGGCCGGGCUGACGUUCGUCGGUGUCCACGUGCGCAGGACGGACUACGCCGCCCACCUCAAGUCAGUUUUUCACGGGAACCCAGUGCACGUGUCGUUCUACACAUCUGCCAUGGCGCUGUGUCGGAAGCGAUACACCAAUACAGUGUUCAUCGUGACAAGCGAUGACCUACAUUGGUGCAGGGAGCACCUGCUGGCCGAUGAUGUGUACGUGAUCGGCGAUUCACGCGCUGUGACACCCGGCCCAGAGCUCGACCUGGCUCUCCUGGCUGCCUGCAACCACACCGUGUUUGACUACGGCACAUACGGAUUUUUCGGCGCGUUUCUUGCAGGUGGGGACAUGAUCCUGGCGGACGGCUUCUCGGAGCUGGAGCACGAGAUCGUCACCGAGCUGCGGCUGGGCGGCAUCAACGCCACAUUUUUGGAUCCUCGCGGACGUCUUCUGCCCCACUGUAGAUUCUGCACGUGACAGCGGACCGGACUGUGGGAAAGGACCUCACUCUGUGGGGCAAGGCCUGACUCUGUGAGGAAGGACCUAGCACUGUGAGGAAAUCCUGACUCUUUGAGGAGUGACCUGACUCUGUGAGGAAGGAUCUGACUCCGUGUGGAAAGGCCAGACUCUGUGAGGAGUGACCUGACUCUGUGAGGAGGGAUCUGACUCCGUGCGGAAAGGCCAGACUCUGUGAGGAGGGGCCUGACUCUAUGAGGAGGGACCGAAGCCUGUGGGACGGACAGAACUCCGGUGACUGUUCGACGGACGGCGCCUGCUGACAUCCUCGGCAGCAGCCAGCGCGCAGCAGGCGGAGAUCAGCGGAGCUGCUGCAGACACGGGCUCUUGGAAGAGUUCAGUAUUACCUCGGCGGGCUGCUUCGAUGCAGCUGCUUCGAUGCGAUGCAGCGCUGAGUGACCGAGCGUGCACCAAGGUGGAACACGCUCUCAGGCAGAGCCGCUCCACGCCGGCUGGAGGUGCACUGUGAAGCGUGGCUGGUGUGGCCGGCACGUCUAGUGCCGAGCGGGCUGUCCUGUUGGUGACGGCCGACGACGGGCAGCCAGCAGUGACGGCUCUCUCUCUCUCUCUCUCUCUCUCUCUCU